Molecule: messenger RNA, 2825 nt
Organism: Pristis pectinata (smalltooth sawfish)
Lineage: Eukaryota; Metazoa; Chordata; Chondrichthyes; Rhinopristiformes; Pristidae
Gene: utp11
Product: UTP11 small subunit processome component
Exons: 8
Coding region: 99-860 (253 amino acids)
Biological process (GO): rRNA processing
Cellular component (GO): nucleolus; small-subunit processome
Source: RefSeq, a predicted model, not a curated record
GCGGGAGGGCGCAGGGGGCCGGAAGCUCCGGGCGGCGGGCCGUCACCCCUGACCCGGAUGCGGCCGGUUGUGGCUGGAGACCGGCGCCCGGGGACACGAUGGCGGCCGCUUUCCGGAAGGCGCAGAAAUCGGUGCAGCGGGAGCACCGGGAGCGGAGUCAGCUUGGAUCUCGAAAGCACCUGGGUUUCUUGGAGAAGAAGAAAGAUUACCAGCUCCGCGCACAAAACUACCAUCGCAAACAAAACGUCCUAAAGGCACUACGCCAAAAGGCAUUAGAUAAAAAUCCAGAUGAGUUCUACUUUCGAAUGACCAGGAACAAACUCCAGGAUGGAGUUCACAUCAUCAAGCAGCCUAGAGAGGAAGCAACAGAAGAGCAGCUGAAGAUUAUGAGAACACAAGAUAUUAAAUAUGUAGAAAUGAAACGUGCUAUUGAGACAAAGAAAAUUGAACAGCUCAAGUCUGAACUCCAUUUUUUAGAUGCUGAUGGAAAGUCCCCUAGUAAACACAUCUUCUUCUGCAAUUCUAAAAAGGAAGUGAGAGAAUUUGACUUGGCAAAGCGCCUCAAUACUGUACCAGAGUUGGUGGACCGAGUGUACAACCGACCAACUAUUGAAACAUUACAGAAGGAGAAAAUCAAAGGAGCCACUCAUCCCGAUGCUCUGGAGAAACUUGCUCGACAGAGAAAGCACCAGUACUCCCUUCUGAAACAACACAUUGAGAGAGAGAGGAAAAUGUUUGUGAUAACCCAGAAAAUUCAGACGCGAAAAGACCUAAUGGACAAGACGAAGAAGGUGAAAGUACAGAAAGAAACAGUGGACUCUCCGGCCAUUUACAAGUUUGAAUUCAAGAGAAAACGCUGACGUAUCUUCAACAAGCAGUUCAAAUUUUGCAUACCCUUUUCCAGAAGAUUUUCUGCAAAUAUUGUUUUUCCCAAUAUUGCCUUUUUAUGACAUCUAAUAUUUAAUGGUUGGCUCUUAUCAUUGUAAUGUUAAAUGAACUGAUACUAUAAAUAUACCAAAAACGCAACCUUAAAAAUAUAAACCUAACAGUCCGUAAAAAUCUUAAAAUGUUAAUGGUUCUUAUUAGCAGCAAACAUAGUCCGUGAAAUAAGUUUUAUACCUGUGGAUGCCAAAAAAAAAUCCAGGACCUUCGAGUUUUCUGAGAACUACGUCCCCCUGGCGCCAAUAAUUAAACCAAGGAAUUCGACUGCAGCAAUACCUAAAUUGUCCUUCAUGGUCAAUUCCAAAUGAUGGCAAUUGUUCAAUUUCUCAAUUAAAAACGGCACCUGGAACUGGAGUUGUUUUCAAAGUGGAUGGAAAUGCCCACCACCUGCUGCUCUUCCUUCCUUAACAAAAACAGUGUCCAGAUUCCAGUUGUGUCCAUCUCGAUCUAAAAACCUUUGCUCUUUAAAAACAGUAAAACCCACAGCUAUACCUCUAUAACAUAAAAUAUCUAAAACCUUAUUAUGUCUACAUAUCCACGGCUGUUUCACUGCAAGACACAUACGUAGCACAUGGCUCAAAGUUUCCCUAGCCAACCCACAUCUCCUACACAUCCUAUCUAUGUAUGGUCUGGCCAAGACCAGCGUAUUCCUUACCGGGUAUGAGUUUGACCCAGGAGCAGGGCUGUAAUAUGUUCUGACUGUUUAAGGGGUGUAGAAACCCCUUAUCGAGCUAUGGGAUUGGGGUUCAUUCUUGUAACAGUGAAUCCCAAUCCCUUGAUGACUCAGCCUGCUCCAGCGGUCGAAGUCAACAUAACUCCAGUUGUUCCUCCCUACACUGACCUCGACUUUGCUGGCAUCGUUCUUGACACCAUCCUCUAAGUAGCACGUGGCGUUGAGUCAACCCAGUUUCCAGUAUUUCUCAAUAACUAUCCAUAUCACUACCUGCAAAUUGGAAGCUUAGCCUCACUAUCUUGUCAACUGAUAUCUUACAAUUGAUGUACUUCCUUAUAAUAGACAGGGGAAUCUGAGUGUCCAGUAUGGGGAUCGAUAAACCAAGAUACCUGAUCCUAGGAUAAAACAAAUCAUUUAUCACGCUCUUGGGGAGGUGUAGAUGCUGCUUAAUGAAGUUUCUAAUUGCUUCAUCCAGUUCAACAAAGACAUUCUGAGGGGCUUCAUUUAAAGUCAGGGAGUAGUAAAAUCAAGGGAUGGCGAAGGUUUUAAAAAGCUCUACCUUUUGGGUAGGCUUAAGCCUAGCCCUAAAGCCCUACCCCAUCCCUCGAGUUUACUACUCCACUCAUUAAACAACCGAUCCAUGGAUCGAUCCUAGUGCCAAGGUAUUUUUCCCAAUCACCGGGGCUGAUAAAACUAAUCUUACAUUUGUUGUAGAGCCAGUUAUUGAUGGAAUUAAAAACAAAACCUGUUCUUAAAAGUCAUAAAAAAAUCUGGCAGUCUUAUUGAGAUUCACCUCAAGGCUGAUUUUCUGUAACACCUCUAAUACUCUCUAAUACCUUGAGAUUUUUGGACAUGCCCUUGUGAGAAUCACUAACAAGGACCACAUCAUAGGCAAAAGCAGCAAGUAUUUUCCAUACUGAGAUGGAACCUGGACCCAUCCCUAUCUAAUGAACAUAAAAGAAUGUCCAUCAUGAUAUUAAAUAAGAAAAAGGAAAGUGGGUCACCCUGCUUUACCCCCCUUAACACAGGAAUGGGUCCGGUCCUGGCUUUUCCAUUCUCAAUAUGAGUGUCAGAAUUUGUAGACAUGUCAUCUUUUAGCUCCAAGAAAUGGGCAUCAACCCACAUCCAACAAAAAGCUUUAAUAAUAAGCUUACGGCCAACAGUCAAGAACCUUAGAAAGGUGAAUAAAACAACUGCCUGCUUUUUAUGA